Molecule: messenger RNA, 2166 nt
Organism: Stylonychia lemnae
Lineage: Eukaryota; Ciliophora; Spirotrichea; Sporadotrichida; Oxytrichidae
Source: the annotation of a GenBank genome assembly
AUGAGUCAAUCUUAAAAUCAAGGUAACACAAAUCCGAGUGCAAAUACAAGCACUUCAGGAGGUGCUCCUGCAAGCUCCUUCAGCUUUCCCUAAAAUCCUCAUUAUCAAUAAAAUCAAUCUAAGCCCCCAUAUAACUCAGGUCCAAGACCAUUUAGACCCAAGUAAAAUUACAACUAGCCUCGUCAUUAGCAAUAGCAGAGCAAUUAUCAGUAAUAGCCAAGUACUAAUCAGAGUCAUAAUCAUUAGUAGAAUUAAAAUUAUAGGCCAAGACAGCCAACUAGUAACUAUCAACCGGCUAAUCAGCAUUAAGCGUAUCAAUAACCUCCACCUCCUGGCUAAUACCCUCCCUACCCGGGAACAUACCCCCCUCCAUCAUAUCCAACUUAAAACUAUACUCCAAUGCCCUAAAACUAUCACAAUUAGCAGUAGCAAAGUCAUUAACCACGAAAUUUUAAUAAAAAUUAGUAAAAUUAGCAGUAAAAUUAUCACUCUAAUACUUAAUCAAAUCAUUACAAUCAGUAGCAUUAGUAAUAAUAGAAUAUAAGACCUCCGUAGAGAGAGCUUACUGAGGAAUAAAAGCAGGAAAGAAAAAGAUAAUAGCUGAGAGAGAAAAAACUGAAGCAUACUUUUGGCGGUAAUACCUUCGCUUAAAAUUUCCUAUUCUCUAAGAAAAAUAAUGAUGCACUAGUCUCUGCUGCUAAUUCUUAUGCUUAAUAGCUAAUUUCAGACCAGCAAAAAUAAAUCAUAGGUGAAGAAGUCAUGACUCAAUAACCGCCAAACUCUCAAGUAAUGAACGGAGCCCCAAGUUCAAUCCCACCAUAUACCUAGCCUUAGUCAAUUACCAAUAACAACUUUUAAGUAAACUUUUAUCAUCAGUAUCCUCAUGCUCCAUAUCCUUAUACAGGAGCUCCAGGAUAUUACCCUCCAUAUACUGCUCCGAGGUAUCCCUAUACACAUCAACCUUAUCCAGCUAAUGCUUAUGGCUAACCUCCAGCUAGUAAUCAAUAGACCUAGCCCUAAGCUUAAGGCCAUUAAAUACCAUAAUAUUCUAUAUAGAGUGAAGAAUAAAUUGCAGAGGAUAAAGCCUCAAAUGUCUAAAUUGAGAUCUCUGAUUCUUAGUAACAGGCUAUUUCAUAUUUUCAAGAUUCUUUCAAAUAGCUUUAGAGUGACUAUAAGCGAAAGCCCACCUAUCCUUAAUAGCAGCAACCUGUUUAUCCCCAUACCUAAUAGUAGAGAUAUAAUCCUCAUGGAUAUUAAGGGCAUUAGUAAAAUAAUCAAAAUAGAAGGCAUCAUAAUUAGAACUAUCACCACAAUCAAAAUAAUAACAACAAUAAUAAUUAAAACCUUCCUACAGGUAAUAAUCACAUUUAAUAAAAUCAAAAUACCUAGUAGAAUAAAAAGCCACUCGAUCCUGAGGAGGAAGAGGAUUUACAGAAAUGGAUCAACUAAAGAAGAAAAAACUUUCCAACAAGGGAAAGACUUGAUUAGAUUAAACUAGACCAGCAAAGAAGAGAAGAGUUAGGCAUACAGAGCCAAGAUGGCGGUGGAGUGUUUAGCAAUAGAACCAUAAUUGAGAAUAAAAGGGAGGAAAUGAGUAAGAUUGAGAUAAAACUAAGAAGAAAACUUACUUUAAUUAAUGGAUAGCUGAGUGAAAGAGGAGGACUUAAGUUCCUAAAGAAUCGAAGUUUAAAUUUAGGAAAUAACAAUCAUGAAAGGAACAAUAGAAAAAAGCAGAGAGGACCAUAAGAAAGAAAUAAAAACCCCGAAGGCGAUGAAGAAGUCAAAGAAAGUCUAGAUAAAAAUGAUUAGACUCCGUAAGAUCCAAAUAAUCCUGAAUCAGGCAAGAAAAGAGAAUUUAAGUAAAAUCUUAAGGAUAAGAAAAGAAAGAAGAAGUUAAGAAUUCAAUAGUAAUAAAAAGAUAGGCUAUAAGGUGGAUAAGCUCUGGAUGGUGCGGAAACUAUUGAAACAAAUGCAGAUAGAAAAGCUAAUUAUAAAAAACCUGAAGAGGAAGAAGAGAACGAAGCAGAGCUAAGGAAUAGACAAUAGAAGAUUUUCAAGUAUAGAAAGAAUGUACUAUAUGACGAGCUGCUACAAAAUGAAAAGCAUAAGGAAGCUAUGAUUUUACUCUAAUGCUUUAGAUAUUUUAUCAGAAAUAAUAUAGUCUGA